AUGUUCCACAGUGAAGAAGAUGUGGAAGAAGCCAUGACUUCUAUUGCGGAGCCACCUGACGAAAGAGACAUCUUUCUCAAUAGAUACUCAUCAUUCAAUAGAAUGAUCCGAGUCACAGCUUUCUGUUUACGAUUCAAACGAAACUUACAAAGGAAAAUUGACAAUCGCAAAAAUGGAGCAAUUAGGGAAGAACAAUCUAUUGGCAGACUGACAACCUCCGAAUUACAGGAUGCCAAAUUUCACAUCAUCAAGAUGAUCCAACAAGAAUACUUUGCAGAAGAAAUCAAUCUGCUCCAGAAACACAAGCCUCUACCAGCUAAAAGCCAGCUGAAAGAUCUUCACCCUUUCCUUGAAGACGAUAUACUGAGAGUUGGAGGACGGAUUCAAAAUUCAUUACUUCCCAAAGCAGCAAGAAAUCCGAUAAUUCUUCCCAAAUGCCACACCACGGACAUUCUUAUCAUGGAGGUCCACAAGCAAAUGCUACAUGGAGGUGAACAACUCACCUUAAAUCGACUGAGAAUGGAAUACUGGAUUCUCAAGGGAAGAAACUACGUCAAGAAGAUUCUCAGAAGUUGCAUCACGUGCACCAGACAUGCUCAGAUUACAGCAAAACAACUCAUGAGAAAUCUUCCAGAAACCAGAGUCACUCCAGCACCGCCUUUCAGUAAAUGUGGAGUAGACUAUGCCGGCCCCAUCUUUACCAGAAGAAACAAGGGUCGAGGCAAUAUUAACGAAAAAUCCUAUAUUGCCAUCUUUGUCUGCUUAGCUAUCAAAGCAAUUCAUAUUGAAGCCGUCUCCGAUUUAUCUACUGAAGCCUUCCUGGCUGCUUUACGCCGAUUUGUGGGGCGUAGAGGAAAACCAAGCUUAAUCCUAAGCGACAACGGAACCAACUUUGUUGGUGCCAAGCGAGUGCUUGACAAGGAAACAGCACGAGCUAUUCGAGACGCAUCAGAAAAUGCUGCAACACAAGUAACUCAACAGGGAAUUGAAUGA
Phlebotomus papatasi is the source of this 993-nucleotide messenger RNA. RefSeq lists its product as uncharacterized. The coding region runs from base 1 to 993 and encodes 330 amino acids. The record is from RefSeq and is a predicted model, not a curated record. Gene Ontology annotation, biological process: DNA integration. The transcript has a single exon. Gene Ontology annotation, molecular function: nucleic acid binding. Lineage: Eukaryota; Metazoa; Arthropoda; Insecta; Diptera; Psychodidae.